AUGAUCAAUGGGAUCAAGGACAAUUUUCUAGUGAGGUUCCACGAGAAGAGAGAGGGUGGAAAAUGUGCUAGAUGGGAGAUUGCACCAACCUAUGCAGAUAAGUUGGAGAUGAACAAGAAGUACGCAAGGGAUUGCAAUGCAUUGAUAGCUGGCCAAGGACUUUUCCAAGUCACUAGUGGAGACAAGACCUAUGCUGUUGACACAAACCUACAAAUAUGUGGGUGCAAGAAAUGGGACAUCACUGGAGUUCCUUGCCCCAUGCUCGUCCAGAUAGUACACAAGUACACAAGUUGUACAAAGCCAUUGAGGCCUGAUUUGCAAAUCAGGAGGAACAAGCACACGGAAAACAGGAGUGCACUUGAAUGGCAGCAUGGUGCAGGAUCAUCAGCUACUGGAAGUGCUAGAGGUGCAACCUCAUCAUCUACUGCAAACUCUUCUCCUGCUGCUGGAAGAGGUGCAAAGACUUCUGGUGCUGCUGGAAGGGGUGCAACCUCAUCUCCUGCUGCUGGAAGAGGUGCAAGGUCUUCUUCUGCUGCUGGAAGGGGUGCAACCUCAUCUCCUGCUAUUGGAAGAGGAGCAAGGUCUUCUGCUGCUGCUGGAAGGGGUGCAAGUUCUUCUCCUGUUGCUGGAAGAGGUGCAAGAUCUUCUACUACUGCUGGAAGGUGUGGAAGAAGGUUCAACCCUCCAAGAAGUUCUGCAGAAACUUCAAGUAGCCAGCCAGCAAAGAUAGGCCAAAGAGGACAAAAUACAUGA
Messenger RNA from Aegilops tauschii subsp. strangulata, 753 nucleotides. The record is from RefSeq and is a predicted model, not a curated record. Lineage: Eukaryota; Viridiplantae; Streptophyta; Magnoliopsida; Poales; Poaceae.